Molecule: messenger RNA, 2056 nt
Organism: Hippocampus comes (tiger tail seahorse)
Lineage: Eukaryota; Metazoa; Chordata; Actinopteri; Syngnathiformes; Syngnathidae
Product: Fc receptor-like protein 2
Exons: 8
Coding region: 700-1899 (399 amino acids)
Biological process (GO): cell surface receptor signaling pathway; immune response
Cellular component (GO): external side of plasma membrane
Molecular function (GO): transmembrane signaling receptor activity
Source: RefSeq, a predicted model, not a curated record
UUUUUGUUUUCUUGGUAAAAUUGAAUGGAAACAAACUGGUUAAAACCUUGCUGCGCGUAAAUGUAUGACAAUGUAAUUGAAUGUUGGUAAAAUGAUUAUGUUGAUGGCCAACUGAAAGGUGCUCUGAAUAAAAGACAAAGUCCAGUAAAAUUGAAUCAAUAUAUGAGCGCAAAAAACAUUAAACAUGUUAGGUUUUCAUGGGAGUGUCAAAACUAUUGUAGCUCGUGACUCCUAAGGGCUAAAAAAUGCUUAAUUAAGUGCAGCUAGCAUGCUAAUGUUAGCAUGUAGCGUUCGCUAAUGGUUAUUGUUUUUGGUUAUUAAAUUAUUCUUGGUCUGACUCACUUUUCCAAAACCAUGUACAGUACCUAUAUUGGGCUAUGAAAGUCCUGUUUAAAGAAAUAUUUUAAAGCAGUUUGGGGGAUCUUUUACCCCUCACCUCUCUGUCCUGUGUUUUUUUUUUUUCUUCUAAUCUGACGCUCCGCCUGUUUACUGCUUGUCACAGGAAGGAAACGUCUCCACCAAGAUGCCCAUCGCUAUUUGCAGUGACUGGCCACUGUCAUUGCCUUUAGUCUUAUAUCAGCACUCCAAAAUAAUUCAACACGUGAGACUGAAAAAAAAACCCCUCCAAACUCAAAUAGGAUUAUUCUAAAUAUUUCACUUUUUGUUUGUGCGAAAGAUCCCGAAGAGUGGGGCGGCGGAAUGAACAUCAUCCUCAUCUCUUCAAUGCUAGGUGUGGCAGCAUUUGUAUUCCUUGUUGCAGCUUCUAAAGAGGAGUUGAAAGUCAGCGUGACCGUGUGGCCUCUGGGCACGAAGAUCUUCCUCGGGGAAUGUGUGUUGCUGCGGUGCACGGUGGAGUCCAACUCCACUUUGACGUGGAGCUACAGCUGGUUCCGGAAUGAGCCUCGUGCCACCCAGGUGGGCAAGAACCCCCGACACCUACUCUCUGGGGGCAGCUACUCAAUCACUGCUGUGAUGAAGGAAGAUGCUGGCAGGUAUUGGUGCCAGGCCGAGUGCUGUGACAGUAACACCACCGUGGCGCUGCUAAGCAAGCCAGUCACACUGAGUGUUUCAGGGCUACCCCCACCCUCACUGAUUCUGACCCCCAGCACCAGGCACGUGUUCGAAGGGGAGACCUUUACUUUGCAGUGCCCUGAAACUCUGACGAACUCAUCUGCUUGGGUCCUGAGGCAAACUUCUGCCAGCCACUUAAUAAGGACCGCGGACUCCAAGACGUGUGCAUGCUCAUCACCAGGCGGUGGUGUCAUUCCAGGCGGUUCUAGCACCUGUGUCGUCUCUGCUACCAGAGGGGGCAGUGGGCUGUACUGGUGCGAAGGUGCUGAAGGUCGCAGCAACGCGGUCAACAUCACCGUCACCUCUGGUCCGGUUAUCAUGAGGACCCCCGCCUUGUCCGUACCGCGUGGGGGGAAUGUGGUCUUAGAAUGUCGUUACCGGAAAGGCAACCACCUAAAGACGACCUUUUUCAGGAAUGGCAUCAAAUUGUCCCCCGACAGUUCUCCCGGUCAAGGCACAGAAAUAAAAAUAACCAUUGUGAACGUGAGUGAGGCGCACGAAGGCUUUUACAAGUGUGCGUCGCAGGACGGAAAGCUGGAGAGUCCACAAAGCUGGUUAUCAGUAAGAAGCAACCUAUCGUCUGCGGAUGUGUCAGCUGGCUCCACUUCUGGUUCCUGGAUUUGGGUCGUCGUUUCGUGCAUUCUUAUGAUCUUCAUCCUGCUUGCUAUCUUGCUAAUUCUACAUUUCAGGUACAAGAUGCUUUACACGUGCAACCGUUGGAGGGUUUCUUGUGUGGAAACUCCCGCAGCUGUUCUUCCUGCCACCAAGCAAGACGUGACAGAGGUACAGUGGGAUUUGUCCUGGAUGGAGAUGUCCAACCUGCUGUAGCCGGGCAAAUGAAGGUUCCCACUCACUUCUGUCAUGGGCAUCCAUCCAUCCAGGUCAUUGUUGCAUAGCACAGUACAAUCCAGUGUGUUAUAGUAUAAUGAAUUAUACUGUGGCAACUGUCUUUGAUUCCACUUCACUUUUGUUUCCACACGUAACC